GCGCGGCGUGCUGCUGUGGGAAGUCGUCGCUUCGUCCGCUCUCAAAGAGGCGAUUUUCAUUUUAAAAAAAGGAUGCCUCUCCCUCCGGCACUGCUGGCCCGCUUGGCCAAGAGAGGGAUUGUUAAACCGUCAGACCAAGAGGCAGAUGAGGAGAUUAUUGCUGAAGAUUACGAUGACAACAACGUAGAUUAUGAAUCCACCAGAUUGGAGAAUCUCCCACCGAACUGGUAUAAAGUGUUCGACCCUGCUUGUGGGCUUCCUUAUUACUGGAACGUGGAGACAGAUUUGGUGGCCUGGUUGUCCCCAAAUGACCCAAACGCAGUGGUAACAAAACCUGCCAAGAAAGUUAGAGUUGAGGCAGGAGAUGAAAGAGUCGAGAGGUCGUAUGAGAAGCCGGACAGAGAGCGAGAGCGGGAAAGAGACAAAGAUCGAGAAAGGGACCGGGACAGAGACAGAGACAGGGAUGAUGGGAGGGACAGAGACAGAAGGAAACAGAGGAGAGAAGACACAGCACCGUACAGCAAGAGCAAAAGAGGGAGAAAAGACGAUGAGAUGGACCCAAUGGAUCCGAGUGCUUAUUCUGAUGCUCCGAGGGGCACAUGGUCAAGUGGUCUGCCCAAGCGAAAUGAAGCAAAGACGGGUGCAGACACCACAGCGGCGGGGCCUCUGUUCCAGCAGCGGCCGUACCCGAGUCCAGGAGCCGUACUUCGGGCUAACGCAGCAAACCAAAUACCCAAGGAGUAAACCGGACUCCUGGGAAACAACAAAUACACAGCUGUACAGUUUGUUUUCCCUUUGCUCACAUCUUAACAUUUGGCGUUACAGACGGACAUCUCAAAAUUCUUUUUUCAUUCUGAAACAUGUCAGAAAUUGAGUGCUGAGCUUUUACACCAUCGGUGCAUUCAUUCAUGUAGAGCAGUUGUAAAUAUGUUUUUAUAUGACCUAAAGAUUGACCUCCUUGUUGUUAGUAAAGCCGUUAGUGGACUUCAUUUGCUAAUAAAUUUAAAGAAUACUGUGAAAAA
This is a messenger RNA of Plectropomus leopardus (leopard coralgrouper), 1022 nucleotides long. RefSeq names its product polyglutamine binding protein 1 (gene pqbp1). The record is from RefSeq and is a predicted model, not a curated record. Gene Ontology annotation, biological process: alternative mRNA splicing, via spliceosome. Gene Ontology annotation, molecular function: protein binding; ribonucleoprotein complex binding. Lineage: Eukaryota; Metazoa; Chordata; Actinopteri; Perciformes; Serranidae. Gene Ontology annotation, cellular component: cytoplasm; nuclear body.